UCAUAUGAACACACAACUUCAUUCACAGCUGUUCUGGUCUAAUCUGUGCUUCCCAACUCCACAGUGAAGAUGGCAUCGGGAGGAAUAUUUGGCACUCUUGGGAAAAGCAGGGCUCAGAGGUUUUAUCUGAAAGGCUCCCUGUUUUUUCUAUUACUGCACAUGUUUAUUGGCACAUCUGCUUCAGAGUCAACAAGUCCGAUGGCGAGCGAUGCCAGUGUCUCCGCAGCUCCCGGCAUGACGACACCUGCGGCCAUAUCAAACUCUGAAAACACGGUGUCCUACAUGACACCUGCGGCCAUAUCAAACUCUGAAAACACGGUGUCCUACAUGACAUCUGCACCAUCUGAUAACACGUCUCAUAUCACCAAUAACAUGACUCUGUCUGAUAAUGUGACCACAGAUUGGACGAACACAUCAUCAUCAGGAAACAGCACUACGUUAUCCUGUCCAGCGUUCACUUGCACCACAGACUGUUCCGCCAAGUUCAUGAAUGAGUCAGCGACUACGUGCCCAUCCGCCAGUGCCUACUGUGAGCUCAUCAAGCAGGCCAUGAGUUACUCUAUCAAGUGCAGCGUCUCGUGUGGGAUGUCCUGCGGGAAUGGCACUGUCACUAAUUGCUCUCUGGCCUGUUGCAACACAAGCAGCUGCCUCAAUGCCUCUCUGUUAGCCCUCUCCGGUUCCCUCAGCACGACAGCCCCGACAACACCCAGUACCACGGCCACAACCGUAAAGGUGACGGUCCCUCCCACCCCAGCAAAUAACGGCAAGAAGUGUCUUAGCAUCAAGUGUGACGGGGCAGCGUGUUACAAAAACACCAAUUCCUUUGCCCUCGUGUUCUGUCCUAUUGGUCAGGAGUACUGCAUGCUGAACAAGGUAACGGUCAACUCGUUAGAGUCUUGGCAGGGGGGCUGCAGUGUGGAUUGCAGAAAGGCCCAAGUUUGCUCGAGCGGACUCGCCACCUGCCACCUGGAGUGUUGCAAUGCGACCGCUGCGGCUUCGUGUCUCAAACUGACGGGUGAGCUGAACAUGCCCAGCUCUGCCACCAGAGGUCCUCAGUCUCCUGCACUGCUCACUGCCUCCUUACUGCUCCUCUGGAUGAUGAAAAUCCUCACCUGAGGGAAAAAACACUCACAUGCACUUAGCGAUUCAGGGAAGGCACAUUUUCAUAUUAGAAUCUGUGUGCGUGCGUGCGUGCGUGCGUGCGUGCGUGCGUGCGUGCGUGCGUGCGUGUGUGUGUGUGUGUGUGCGUAGAUGUGAGAGAGACGUGUGCGUGUGUGUGUGCGUGAAAUAAGCUGUACCACAUGCAUCUUUAGAGGGUUAUAUCAAGCGGGAACAUGGCUGUUGUUGGACGGAAAUGAUCACCAAAGGAAUAUAUUAACACUGCAGCAACAAAUAUGAGAUCUAUCUAUCACAUACAUCACAGGUGCCUACUGGGUUUGCUUGGUGUCUUUUGGCAUUCAUGUGUCCGACGAAUAUAGUCAAUCAACAAGUUACCUGAAGCCUUUAUGUUUUGCUCUGUUUUGUUUCAUGUUGCUGUACACAGGAAAAAAAGAAUGCAAAGAUAAUCCUGAUUAAUGAUAAAACCCCACAUUUUGAUCAUAGUUGACAGCAAUAACAAAUUGGACAUUCAGUCAGGAAACUUCACUCUGUGUCCAGUGCACUCAAUACUAUAUGUACACUCUUAAAGGGGAUGUGUUGAUUAUUAACACAUUGUUUGUGUUACACUAUUUAAAGGGAUACUUCUUCACCCUCAUGUUGUUUCAAACCUAUACAAAUGUAUUUGUUCUGCUUAAUACAAAGGAAGCUAUUUGGAAGAAUGUCAGUAACCAAACAGAUCUCAACUGCAAUUGAGGGGAAAAUAAAUACUAUGGGAGUCAUGGGGGAUGAGAUUGUUUGAUUACUGACAUUCUUCCAAAUAUCUUCCUUUGUGUUCAGCAGAACCAAGACAUUUACACAGGUCUGGAACAAUCUGAAGAUAAGUAAAUGAUGACAGAAUUUUCAUUUUUUGGGUGAAGUGUCCCUUCAACACAUUAUGCGUCAUGUUGUGCUGAAAGUAGCCUAACGCAAAACGUGUUGUCCCACACAAAUGUUGUGUAUUUAACAUAACUGUUUUUAUAGUGUACCUUAUGUACAAAUAGGUUUAUUUCAAGCAGACGGAGUAUGCAAAGUUUGCAUUUAAAAAUACAUUAGACAAUAUUUGACAUCUGAUAUUUAUGAUCUUGAACAUAUGAAAGUCUAUGGGUUGAUCCAUGCACAUGCACAUAAAGCUUUAUUUUUGCAGAGAAACGUGUUUAUUAAUGUGUACAGAUGUAAGAGCGUAUAGUCUAUGUUAAUAUUCUUCAAUGACUGUCUGUUGUGUGAUAAUACAUAUACUGAUAUCUAUUUGCAGAAUAAUACAAGAACAUGUUGAUCAUUUUAGGAAGGUUUAUUGCUUGGAAUGGCCUUAAUCUGAAAACAAUAAAAUCUAUAGUCACGUGUGAUGACCCACAUUAAAGCAACAGAUAAGAAACUCUUUAAAGAAAUGCUUCUCAGCUCCCCCAUCAUCCUGCCUUAUCUGACUGUAUGCAUUUUCUUGUGUUCCACAUUGUGUUCUGGUAGCUAACACCUCUAAAUAAACAUCUUUUGAC
Messenger RNA from Triplophysa rosa, 2627 nucleotides. Its product is annotated as mucin-2. The record is from RefSeq and is a predicted model, not a curated record. The coding region runs from base 70 to 1116 and encodes 348 amino acids. The transcript is spliced from 9 exons. Lineage: Eukaryota; Metazoa; Chordata; Actinopteri; Cypriniformes; Nemacheilidae.